Messenger RNA from Labeo rohita (rohu), 2575 nucleotides. RefSeq names its product heterochromatin protein 1, binding protein 3 (gene hp1bp3). The record is from RefSeq and is a predicted model, not a curated record. Gene Ontology annotation, cellular component: nucleosome; nucleus; chromosome. Bases 12 to 1769 code for a protein of 585 amino acids. The transcript has 12 exons. Gene Ontology annotation, biological process: heterochromatin organization; nucleosome assembly. Gene Ontology annotation, molecular function: DNA binding; nucleosome binding. NCBI's taxonomy places the organism in Eukaryota, Metazoa, Chordata, Actinopteri, Cypriniformes, Cyprinidae.
CGUGCACACGUAUGUCGUCGCUAUGCGUACUCACGAGGGGGGAGGGGCACGUAAACAGAGAAUUCCAAAAAGGAAGGGAGUGUUUCUUUCAACUGAUAAACCAGUACAUCAAGGUUAAAAUCAUGCCCAUUCGCCGAUCAGCUGCAGCACCGCCCAAAGAGGAUGCACCUCCUGCAAAUGCCCCCGAGGGAGACACUCCUGCCGAAGGCUCUGCACCUGUAGGCGAUAAGGAGAAAGAGAAAGAUUUGGCGGCCGCUGAACCUGAAACUACGGAGGAAAAGAAAGCAGGAGGUGAAGGUGAGGAGGCGAACGCUGAUGAUGAAGAGCAGGCCAAGGAUGGGGGAGAGACGCCUGAUGAGGGUGAGAAAUCUGAAGAAGCUGCGGCUGAACAAGGAAAGAGCAAGAAGAAGAAAGUCAAGGAUGUAGUAGCCAAACUUGACAAGGAAGAUGACAAAGGGAAAAAGGUGAAAAAGAAGAUUCCUGCUUGGGCAACCAUUGCCGCCAACAAACUGGCUUCAACAUCGCUUUCCCAGCCCAAGGUUGAAGAAAUCAUCAUGGAAGCAAUUGAGAGUUGCAAAGAGCGGCGUGGCAUCUCUGCGAUCACCAUUAUGAAAUAUGUCAUGAAGAAAUAUCCAUCUGUGGAAAUGGACAAAAAGACCAAAAACCUCUACAAGAGGGCUUUGAAGCGAAUGGUUGAGAGGGGCACUGUGAAACAGCUGAAAGGCAAGGGCUUCUCUGGAAGUUUUGCCAUUGGGAAGAAGCCAGCUGCGUCUGGAGGGUCGAAAGAGACGUUGGGAGAAUCUCUGCCUCUGAUCAUCACCCGCCUGUGUGAACCCAAGGAGGCUUCCUACAUCCUAAUCAAGAAGUACCUGGAGCAACACUUUCCACAACUCAAUGUGGAUAGCAGGCCUGAGGUGUUGAAGAACUGCCUGCAGAAAUCUGUGGAAAAUGGCUUCUUGGAGCAGAUCACUGGCAAGGGAGCCUCUGGAACAUUCCAGCUGAAGAAAGCUGGAAAUAAAGUUCUCAUGGGUGGCGGACUCCUGGAAGAUGCCAUAGUGGCUGCCAUCACAGCCAUGAAUGAGCCCAAGACCUGCAGCAUCACCAUACUGCGCAAAUUCCUAAUGGAGAAACAGAAGGAGCAAAACAACUAUUUCAUCGUGUCAAACCUGAAGAGAACCUUGCAGAAGUGUAAAAUGAUGGGAUGGAUGGAGCAGAUUUCUGGUCAUGGACUUAGUGGGUCAUACCAGCUAAGCUAUCCGUAUUAUCCAAGCCCGGCGGUUCUGUUUCCCGAAAUGAUGGCAAAACUUAAACAGAAGGAAGAACAGAAACUCAAACGCAAGAGAGAUGAUGACUCUGAUGAAGAAUCCGAAGAGGAAGAAUCAGAAGAGGACGAGCCUCCUCCAAGAAAGAGGACCCAGCGUUCAAACCGGACGCCUGCGUCUAAAGCUCGUCAAAAUAAAAGGGCUAAAACGGUCAGCAGAAAACCUCCUGCUUCAAAGAGAUCCAUUGCAUCGGCCAAGAAAGCGCCUCCACCAGCCAAGAAACCAGCUGCUGCCAGCAAAGCAGCGUCCAGAAAGGCACCAGAGCCUGUUAAAGCCACACCAGUCAAGAAAGCCGCCCCGACCAGUAAACCGAAAACACCAGUAGCCAAAAAGAUGACAAGCAGGGGGUCCAAACGGCCGUCGCCCAAGGCAGCUAAGAAGGAGGCAGCUGAAUCUUCUGUGAAGGCUAAACCGGCCGCCCGCAAGUCACUCCGAGCCCGGAAAUGAAUCCCGACGGCUGAAAAGAUCAACUGUAGCUCCGUAGACUGCAGUGCUGGCUAUUUUCUCCUCUUAUUUUUGUAGAAACUUCCAUGUUCUCCUCAUCUUGGGGCCUCUGAUGAAUAUAGGACCUCUUCAAAUACAGGCAUUUUAUGUUCAAUAUUCUUAAACUACAGAUAAAGAUAUAGAGUAGAAAUGCUACUGUUUGUGUUAAAAUGCUCAUUCAGGAAAACCGUUAUGAGAAUGUUAAGAAGGAGCCGUUCUCAGUUGUGUAUUGACAAAAAAUCAAUUAUUUAAAGUUCUUGUAGUCAGUCCUUCUGUAGAGGCAAGCGUUUCGGUUAUUCAGUCGCCCCUUUCUCAUCAGUGUUCAAGAAACCUCCUUUUGUAAGUUUUAUUUCGGUCAUGUUUUGUGAAGUUAGGUCUUUAGCUACUAUUGUAAUCAAAAAAGCAUUUUGUUGAUGUUGGUUCUUUCGUGUAAGUCAAAGUAAAGAACGAUUAUUGAUGCCUAACUUUCUGUUGAACAGCCUACCUGAAUGCAAAAUUGGAUUUAUUACGAUGCAUUAAAGAAACGUUGGCAUCCAUAUCCACAACUGUCUUUUUGUUCUGUAUAGUCUAUGAAGAAGAAUAUAAGUUGAGAUGAUUUUCCGAGCAGAUGUUUAAAACGUUAGACACUAUUAACCCGGUCAUACUCUUGCGUGUUAGUUUAUCAGGGGGGGUUAGAUGUAAUUUUAUGAGCAUUGCUCACCUUACCCUGCAUGCAUGUAACUGAUAUACUUUUCUGUAGUCCUUAAUAAAGUGACUAUAUUUGUACUUCA